CUCACACACACAAUGGCGACAAUAAGAGGAGCCACAGCGGCCACAAGGGCGACGUCGAGGAUCCUCACGACCGCGCGGCCACGAGUUGCGCGCGCGCGUGCCGCUGUCCCCGCCGCCGUGCGCCAGCUCAACACGAUCAACCAGGACGAGAUCUCGCACUUCUCCCGGCUGUCGCAGCACUGGUGGGACGAGGCAGGCGAGUUUGCGCUCCUGCACCGCAUGAACCCCGAGCGUGUCGAGUACAUCCGCCAGAAGGUUGCCCUCGACCCGCGCACCGAGCCCGAGUGGACGUUUGAAGGACGGCACGGCGACCGCGCGCGCGCGGAGGCUCGCGGCGCCGGACGCUGGCUCGAGGGCAAGCGGUGUCUGGAUGUGGGGUGCGGCGGUGGGCUGCUUGCUGAGACCCUUGCGCGCCUCGGCGGCGACGUCGUGGCCAUCGACGCCUCGGGCGACAACAUUGCGAUUGCGCGGACACACGCCUCGGCUGACCCGCUCCUCCCAUAUGUUGGCGAGGACGGCUCGGCACCGGCCAACGUCCCAGGACGGCUCGAGUACCGGCACACGUCGGCCGAGGCGCUGCGCGCCGCGGGCGAGACGUUUGACCUCGUGUGCAGCAUGGAGGUGCUCGAGCACGUCGACCAGCCGGGCGAGUUCCUCAAGUGUCUCGGGGACAUGGUGCGCCCCGGCGGCGACCUCGUCAUGUCGACCAUCUCGCGCACGCCCCUGAGCCAGCUGCUCACGAUCACGCUCGCCGAGGACCUGCUGCGCUUCGUCACGCCCGGCACGCACACGUACCGCAAGUUUGUGCGACCCGAGGAGCUGCGCCGCUUCGUGUACGCCGACAUGGGCGGGCACGCUGUGUGGGAGCCCAUCUCUGGCGCGGCCGACAUCCGCGAGGGCGAGGUCGGCGAGACGCAGGGCAUCAUCUACGACCCGCUCGGCGCGCGCUGGCGUCUCUGGCCCGGCGCCGAGGGCACGUGGCAGAAGGGGCUCGGCGAGAUUGUCAACUACAUGUACCAUGCGAAGAAGAAGGCAUAGGGGGAGGGGCAUAGGGGGU
Messenger RNA from Vanrija pseudolonga, 1057 nucleotides. It is a transcript of the gene coq3, whose product is annotated as Ubiquinone biosynthesis O-methyltransferase, mitochondrial. Gene Ontology annotation, molecular function: 2-methoxy-6-polyprenyl-1,4-benzoquinol methyltransferase activity. Gene Ontology annotation, cellular component: mitochondrion. The coding region runs from base 13 to 1038 and encodes 341 amino acids. Gene Ontology annotation, biological process: ubiquinone biosynthetic process. The record is from RefSeq and is a predicted model, not a curated record. The transcript is spliced from 2 exons. NCBI's taxonomy places the organism in Eukaryota, Fungi, Basidiomycota, Tremellomycetes, Trichosporonales, Trichosporonaceae.